Molecule: messenger RNA, 1467 nt
Organism: Arabidopsis thaliana (thale cress)
Lineage: Eukaryota; Viridiplantae; Streptophyta; Magnoliopsida; Brassicales; Brassicaceae
Product: SNARE-like superfamily protein
Exons: 1
Coding region: 270-1088 (272 amino acids)
Cellular component (GO): membrane
Source: RefSeq, marked reviewed
UUUUUUUCGUUUCGUCUUCUCCAAUAAUGAUCUCCAUUUCUGUUAUUUUCCCUAGAAAUUUUCGCAAACCCUAAAAAGAGAGAGAAACAUAAAAAUCUCCAUUGAAACAGAUUGGAUUGAGCAAGAGAAAGAGAUCAUGUAUUUCUAAAAAGAGAGAGAAAUCCUCUGAUCUCCUCUCUGAUUCGAUCGAGAUCGCAUCAUUUCCCUAAUGAUUUCAAAAACCUAAAACGAUCUCUUCUUUUUUUUCGCUUCGAUCUCCAUUGAAAAGGAUGAUUUCAAAUCCAAGUUUAUUAUCGUACACUUGCAUUGCGAAAGGAACCGUAGUUCUCGCGGAGUUCGUUUCAAGGCAAGAGCCAGGAAUCGAAGCUAUAGCUUUACGAUGCAUCGAGAACACGCCUCCUCAUCAUUCAAUGUUUUCUCAUACAGUUCACAAGAAGACGUAUACAUUCGCAAUCGACGAUGAUUCCUUUGUUUAUUUCUCGAUUUCUGAUGAAUCCAUGGAGAAACCUGAAUCAUUCUGGGUUUUGAAUCGUUUGAGAUCAGCUAUUGAAGAUCUGAUUAAAGACGGUGGAUCUGAUGUUGAGACGCUGAUUAAUCCUGUUUCUCAUUGUCUUCAAUUGAAGCUUGAUCCAGUUUUCGCUGAGAUUGUUGGUGUUGUUGAUUUGGAAUUAUUGGAUAUGGAUUUGGUUGGAUCACCGAGGAGUGUAGCGAGAGAGAGUCGAAAUCCGAGUAUUGAUUCAUCUAAAGGAAGAAGAGCUGCUUUGAUGCCACUUUUGGGGAAACCAUUGAAGGCGUUGAAGAAGAAGAAGAGAUUGCAUAAUGAAGCAAAAGGGGGAGAUUCUUGUGAGGUUGGUUCGAUUCAGGAGAUAUCAGAGAAGAAUGUUGAUUUAUGUGGGAAUGGUAAUAAUGGAGUCUUACGCAAGGAACUGAGAAAUGGUUUGUUGAGUGAUCAUCAUCAUAGACAAAAGGCGAAACAGAUUUGGAAGAAACAUGUUUGGGUUGUGUUGAUGUUUGAUUUCUGCAUCUGUGCUGUUUUGUUUGGAAUUUGGCUUUGGAUUUGUGAAGGGUUUCAAUGCAUUCAAGGGUAAAAGUUAUCAUCAUCUGUGUACAUCUCCAAAUUCAUAUUCUUUGAAUCUGCAUCAAAAUUUGAUCAUUUGACAUCUUUUUUCUGGGUAUCCGUUUUUUUGGAUCAAAUCUGAUCCCUUUUGUUAUCUCUCUGUUCUUGUCAACUUUUUUCAUCUUCUUUGAUUUUUAAAGUCGCAAAAAGUGUUGUUUCCAGGAGGAAAACUAGGGUAUAGAUUGAAUCCUGGUUUACAUGUUAAUGAUGUUGUUAAUUGUACUUUGGAAGUUAAAUCAUUCACAAGCAAAAUGUGUGUUGUUAUUAUCUCUUUUUUUUUUCUCGCUUCUCUUUUGUUGUUUGAUUCCAUAAAUGGUGCUGUGAUUGAACGUGGGUUACACAAUAAUAGA